UUUUUUUUUCUCUCCCCAGGGUUGAAGAUGCAGUGGCAUCCUGAGCAAAGCAAGUGGGCCGAACAGCAUUUUGACAUCUCCUCGACCACGUGCUCUCCAGCCCACAAGGCCGAGCCCUACCGCGUAGUACCCGGCCACCUGCAGUGCUCCGCCGCCUACCAGUACGCCUGGGCCAACGAUGACAUCUCGGCCCUCACCGCCUCCAACAUGCUGAAGAAAUACGCAGAGAAAUAUUCCGGCAUCCUGGAAUUACCCGUCUCUUAUCCCGAAGCCUCCAGUGUCCCGGGAGGGCUAAACGGACGGAAGGGGGAACCAGAACCCUGGCAGGACGGCGUCUAUCCAAUGAGCUGCAUACCUGAGGUGGUUCCCAUCCGCAAGGGAGGGGUUGCAGCAGCUUCUGAAGUGGGAACUGGCUUGUGCAGCUCUCCUGGUCUUGCCUCCAGCACUCUGAGUGAGCCCAGCUACUCCAGCAGCAGCUGCGGAAGCCACACCUCCACCACACUCCACUCAUCCUCAUUGCCGUCUCAGGAAUUUGGCGUCGCUUACAGCGGUUCCUACUUGCACAGUAGUUACAAUUCCCAGUCUGUGCCUGCCCCGGCACAUCCCUCCCUGCAGCCCCCUCCACCACCAUCUCACUCUACUUACAAUGGAAGUUCCCCAAACUUGUCCAGUUACAAUUACCCCACUGCAGGAUACCCUGGCCAGAGCUCAGUCGGGCCUGGAUACAGCACCGGGGGAGCGCCCCCACCGUCCUCAUACAUCCCCUCGGGCAUUGCCGCACCAACACCCCUCCCCCCGUAUCCAUACCAUAACCAUAACUUGACCCCAAUCACCCCGAGUCCUCUUAACAGUUGUUCCUCCAACUUGCUGAAGAGGAAAGCCUUCUACGUGACAGGCCAGGGAGAUAUCGACUCCUCUUAUGCAAGCUUUGGCUAUGAACAGACUCGAAGCUCAACCGAGAGCCCGAUGUACAGAGUGGCUGACAGCAGCAGCACAAACAGAAGCUGUAAUAGUCCUAAUGGCCGUAGUUUUGAUCGGAGUGCUGAGAAGCCAUCUCUACCCUUUAAUCCACAAAAGCAGUCCACAAUCCCUUCGGAGCAGCAGCAGAGAAAGUAUAGCAGCCAGGCAACGAGCAACCCACUAUCUCCGCCAGCCUAUGUCUCUUCCUCACUCGGGGGCGCUCGCAUGGCAAACUCCCUCGUCAACUUUAUAACCCCGCCCCUCAGCGAACAAACUGCCGAAGAUCAUCGUAUCUGUCACUCCCGCUCAAGGGCUCCCUCCUCUUCAACCAUGUCCUCCUCACGCUCUGCUGAAGAGCAGCUAAAAACCUGUGACCCUCACCUCUUGGACUUGGUAACCUCUGAAAUUGUUCAGCGGGGCCCUCCCAUGGACUGGAGUGACAUUGCAGGAUUAGAACUGGCCAAAGCAACCCUGAAAGAGGAGGUUCUAUGGCCCAUUCUACACCCUGACAUGUUCAGAAACUUAGGACCCACCCCACGCUGUGUGCUGCUGUUUGGCCCAAGAGGCAGCGGCAGGACGUUGCUCGGCCGUUGCCUGGCCAUCCAGCUCGGGGCUUCAUUCCUUCGACUCAGUGGGUCUACUUUAGUCACCAAGUGGCUGACAGAUGGGGAGGAAGUUAUCCGAGCGUCCUUCCUGGUAGCGCGCUGCCGUCAACCAUCUGUACUGUUCAUUAGUGAGGUGGACAUGCUGCUUUCGGCGCAACUCGGUGAAGAAAGUCCCAUUAACAGACUAAAGGGGGAGCUACUUUCCCAGCUGGACUCACUUCUAAUGGGCUCAGGUGUGGAUGGACGGCACCAAGUGGUUGUGGUUUGCUCCACAAGCAGACCCCAGGACAUAGAUGAGGGAUUGCACAGGUAUUUUGCUCGCCGGAUUUUGGUAUCCCUGCCCGAUAGCGCAGCCCGGCACCAAAUGGUCAGCCAGCUCCUCACCCGAUCCCAGCACAAGUACUGCAUGAGCGAGGAGGAGCUGGCACUGCUGGUCCGACACACUGAAGGUUUCUCGGGACUUGAGCUGUCCAGACUUUGCCAGGAGGCCCACGUGGGUCUGUUACACAUAUCCACUCAACAGGGCAUGGAGAUGGCCAGUAUGAUUAGGCCGCUAACCUACCAGGACUUUGAGAGGGUCUUUUGUAAAUUUCAUCCCAGUGCAUCGCAAAAAGAGAUCGAUAUACACACAGAGUGGAACAAAAUGUUUGGAUGCAGACAAUAAAAGGACAUGCUUGAUUUAUAGAGGCCCAUUUCUUCAGGAAGGGAAAAGAACACAGUAAGGCCUCACGGAAAAUAAUUCACUCCGGUGUUGCAGUAUUUGUAUAUACACUAUACAGUAUGUAUAUAUACUAGGGGUGUAACGGUAGGCUACCCGUAUUUGAAUUUGGAUUUUUCGGUACAGAACAUUCGGGAAUGUACCGACGUUGUGUGAAGUGCGUAAAAAAAACAACAGAAAAUGUCGGCAGCCUCUGCCGGGCUGUUUGGAUCGAGCCAAAACAAUUCCAAACGGCCGACCGGCAUUACCGGCCUCCCCGGUUUCACGGUUGCUCGGGAGCCACUGAAGACACGCUAAGUGAUCAAAGCUAACUUGCGUUGCACCGGCUGCAGGCUAGCUGAAGUCUUUACUUCCACUUCUUCCAAGUAUCAUUAUCGCUACAAGAGUUCGAGGAGUGACAACGUGACACAUUGAGCCAACGAGAGUGGGAGCAGACACCGACGCCAUGCUAACUGCCAAAGUUAGCUUACAUAUAAAGUUGCAAAUCAACAGAAAACCAGUAAGAGUAUUCUAGCUCGUAAACCAUGUUACAGCGGCCAGUAACCAACUCCAAAUGGUCAAUUUGCAAGAAUAUAGAUUAAGAAUAUCGAUUAAGAAUAUAGAUUCACAGGUGAAAAAGUGAACUAAACAGUAAACCCGCACGCUGCAAAUGUCCAUAACCUGGAAAUAACUUUAAUUUAUUUAAGAAUUUACUGCAAUCAAUUCAAAUGUUGUUCAAUUUGUUCUUGUUUAUACAAACCACAUGCUUUGUUUUGCAUUUUCUUCCCUGACUGUACCGAAUGUGUACUGAACCGUGAUUUUGGGCGUAUCGUUACAUCCCUAAAAUAUGCAAUUCUGAACAGAUUUAUGAGACCACCUGACAUGAAGGCACGAAGAGAUAAUCUGACAUCGUGUAGCGCUUCAGUGUUGACUUUCAAUUUCAGUGAGCUCUCUAAAGUAAUUCAUCAAGCGGGCAAUUUAAACACAUUUUUAUGUUGACAAACGCUGGUAAAUAACUAUAUCUUGACAUUGGAAUCAAGAAAUAAUGUGUUUUUUGAAAUGUUCUAUUAUAGCAUGAAAAAUAUUUCAUUUAAAGAGCUAACAUGCAGAUGAAGCACAGAAAGAAAAACAUGUUGGUAAUUACCAAUACUGUUCACUUUUCAUUUUUAUACAUUUGUCUAUUUAUUUGAAGUCUGAAUCUGGAGCAUAAACCUUACAAUGGGUGGUGGUCUUAUAAAUUUGUAUUAUAUUUGUGUAUAUGUACUGUAUAUAUAAAUACAUCUAUAGUUAUACACUUCUUCCAAAAGUAUUGGAACAGUGAGGUCCAUUGCUUUACUUACAGGUAUGCUGUAGACUUAAAACAUUUGGGUUUGACAUCAAAA
This is a messenger RNA of Phyllopteryx taeniolatus (common seadragon), 3644 nucleotides long. RefSeq names its product fidgetin-like. Lineage: Eukaryota; Metazoa; Chordata; Actinopteri; Syngnathiformes; Syngnathidae. Gene Ontology annotation, molecular function: ATP binding; ATP hydrolysis activity; microtubule severing ATPase activity. The record is from RefSeq and is a predicted model, not a curated record. The coding region runs from base 28 to 2229 and encodes 733 amino acids. The transcript has a single exon.